Molecule: messenger RNA, 2309 nt
Organism: Spizellomyces punctatus DAOM BR117
Lineage: Eukaryota; Fungi; Chytridiomycota; Chytridiomycetes; Spizellomycetales; Spizellomycetaceae
Exons: 8
Coding region: 97-2163 (688 amino acids)
Molecular function (GO): acyltransferase activity
Source: RefSeq, a predicted model, not a curated record
GAUGGCACGUGACAGCAACUGAUGAGCAAGUCCUACGGUCCUACGAGGGCACUUUCGGGUUGCCAUUGCUGCUGCCAUUUGUCUUACUGAUCCAUCAUGCCACUAUUCCGCUUGCAGCGGUCUUUCACUCUGAGGCAACCUUGCCGGUUGUUCUCAACUCCUGCAGUCAAGACUUUUGAUAAUCAGUCCCGGCUUCCUCGUUUGCCUGUUCCAACGCUUGAAAAUUUGGCAGAAAAAUAUCUUGCGAGCUGCCUGUCGCUGCUUACUCCUGAGGAGUAUGCGACUACUGAAGCAGCGGUGCAGCAGUUCCUCAAACCGGAAGGGUUUGGCAGGGAAUUGCAACGAAGACUUCAGGACUAUGAUAAAACCCAAAAGAAUUCGUGGCUGGAAGAGAUCUGGCUGAAUAAGGCGUAUCUCGAAUGGCGCGAUCCCAGUUUGAUCAAUGUCAAUUGGUGGUGCCAAUUUGUCGAUCAUCCAAACCAUCCCAAAGAUCUACUGCGCAAGCCACCACCGAAAGGUGUUCUCACCACCUUUCAGAUUCAGCGUGCAGCCGGUCUCAUCAACAACAUGCUUAACUUCAAGGAUCUUGUUGAUACUGAACGUUUGCCUGCUGAGUAUAUGAAGGAUACCCCGCUUUGCAUGAAUCAGUACAAAUGUCAAUUUGGCGCCAGUCGAUUACCUGGGGAGCCGGAUACCAUCUCGACUGUGUGGCCAGCCAAGGCACGGCACGUGAUUGUUCUUACUAAAGAUCAGAUCUACAAAGUGGAUGUUCUUCGGGAAGACGGCUCCCGUGUGCCUAUCAAGGAGCUUGAAAGGCUCCUCUAUGCUGUCGGAGAAGACAGUUUGCACACUGCACCUGAAUCCGGCAUUGGCAUUCUCACUGCUGGACAUCGAGACACCUGGUUCAAAGCGCAUGCCAGGUUGUCCAGCCUGAGCAAACGCAAUGUAGAAAACUUUAACAUUAUCAACGACGCUCUGUUUGCCGUAUGUUUGGACGACCACGCGGUAUCGAAGAACAUCGACGUGUCCCAUCAUCAAAUUUUCCACAACUUCAAUGCCCGCAACAGAUGGUUUGACAAAGCUAUGCAGUUGAUCGUCUCUUCGAAUGGACGGGCAGGUGUAAAUGGAGAGCAUACGCCAGCCGACGCAGUUAUUCCCGGAAAGAUCUUUGAUUUCAUUUUGUCCAAUGAACCGGCGGUAGAUCCUGCAAACGUCGAAUCGUCGGCUUUGCCCACCCCAAAGAAAUUGCAAUGGGUUGUAGAUGACGAGGUUACGAAGCUCAUGGAUGAUGCUCAGAAAACUGCCCAGGAGCUUAUCGAUGACACCGAGAGCUGUUUGCUACAAACUGACAUAUAUGGAUCUCGCUACAUCAAGGAAGUUGCCAAAGCCAGCCCUGAUGCGUACGUCCAACUGGCGUUGCAAUUGGCAUGGCGCCGUGUACCAGGCCCUGCUGGGCAGCCGAGUGGUCCCACGGCGGUGUAUGAGUCUGCUUCCACACGUCUAUUCCUCCACGGUAGAACAGAAACGGGCAGAAGCUUGACCAAGGAUACCUGGGCAUUUGCCCAGUCUUUCGAUAAUGAUAACAUCCUGUACGAUGAUAAGCGUGCUCUGUUCCGCCAAGCUAUCAAGUCUCAGUCGAAUUACAUGAAAGAUGCCACGUUUGGUAAAGGUAUUGACCGGCACAUGUUGGGUCUUCGAUGCAUGAUUCAAAACGAGGAAGAAGCCAAGAAAGCAACUCUUUUCACCGAUCCCGCUUACAUUAAAUCUAUGACGUUCCGCUUGUCGUCGAGCAACAUGUCACCUGGCAAGUGGUUUUACGGCGGGUUCGGUCCCGUUGUGUCAAACGGGUAUGGUGUCAACUACGCCAUCGACAAGGAUAACCUUAAGUUCUCCAUUUCGUCAAAGAAGAGCUGCAAGGAGACGAACAGUUUUGUGUUCAGGGAUGCCUUGGAGAGGAGUCUGAAAGAUAUGAUGAUCUUGUUCCCGAAGCGAAGCGAGGUGUGGGGCUUGGGAUGGGAGAAGAAACUAAAGCAGGAGAAGAAGGAGGAGGCGUACGUGAACAUUAUGAAAGGAUUGAGUGAUGACUAUGUUGCCAGAAAGCAGAAGAUAGAAGAAAAGUAUGGUGGAAAGAAAACUGAGCAGGGUGAGGGUGAGAAGAAUUAAAUAGCCAUUUUCUAGAUAGAGCGUCGCAGUUGUGUGCCCGUUAAUAUAAGUUUUUCUGUAAAUGAGGGCUCCUACCCUGGGCUGCAAACCUCGCUUAUUUCUUGAGCACAAAACUUAUCACCCGCCCCUUUCCGCUUUUACCUGCC